AUGAAGACCCGAUCUCAAUCUAUCCCUGAAGAGAAAACGGGGCGGGCUGAACCCCCAGAAGGGCUAGAAUGGAAGAAUCAGGAUACCCCAGAGAUAUCUGCCGGGGAUAUCCCUCAUGGAUGGACGAAUGAUCCAAGUCUCUUGGACUACUAUGGUUCACCUAGAACUAGUGAUGCGCAUAUGGCCCGCUGUUGUGGACUGCAGGACGCCCGGAUGGUUUUGAUGGGCACUCCCGAGUCAGGAGAUAUGCAAUAUCUCAUCACAUCGGGGGGGAAAUACUACUGGGGGCAUUUCGAACUCGACCAUCUCGAAGAGAUCACGAAGCCCAAGACUCUGUUGGCGAUUGUCAAUGUCUUGAAGUCGAGCAAGGGAUUUAAAGGCCUGCGUCGAAAGACGCUGAAGCCGGUUUGGGUUCCAGAGCCAGAGGAGGACACACGCCCUGCAACUAGUGGAGGGCCUAGUUUGUUUACUCCGUACGAUCCCAGUACUUCUUCCCAGUAA
Messenger RNA from Aspergillus uvarum CBS 121591, 501 nucleotides. RefSeq lists its product as uncharacterized. Lineage: Eukaryota; Fungi; Ascomycota; Eurotiomycetes; Eurotiales; Aspergillaceae. The transcript has 2 exons. The record is from RefSeq and is a predicted model, not a curated record. Bases 1 to 501 code for a protein of 166 amino acids.